Messenger RNA from Porites lobata, 3148 nucleotides. The record is from the annotation of a GenBank genome assembly. Lineage: Eukaryota; Metazoa; Cnidaria; Anthozoa; Scleractinia; Poritidae.
AUGGCCGACGACCGAGCAGAAGAAAUCUUUGAAGCCAUCACGACUAGAAAUUCUGUUUUACUGGAUGACGUGCUCAAAAAAAUGACCAGUACUGAAAGAGCCAACGUGUUAACUUCGGAUCAGUAUGGCUCUGGUGAAGUCCUCGAUGAAGACAGCGAAGAGGAUGAAGACGGAACAGAGUCUCUGUUAGUAACUGCUGUGCGCAAUGGAGAUCUUGAUAGCGUUAAAAUGCUUUUGAAGUACAAGGCAGACGUUGAAGUUCGAGAAAAGUACCUAAGAGACAAUUGGUCUUCAAUUACUCGCGCGUCACUGUUUUGGGCCGCUGAUUUUGGCUACAUUGAUAUUUUAAGGUGCUUGAUUGAAAAUGGAGCUGAUAUAAAUUCAUUUUCAGCUGAUAAUUGUAACUGCACCCCUCUCAUGAAAGCAGUCGAAAAUGGUGACAAAGAUGUAGUGACCUUUCUUAUUGAUCAUGGAGCAAACGUGACCAUAAAAGAUAAAUGCGGUUAUACAGCUCUUCACAGGGCGUGUAUUAUUUAUCAUGACUGCUCACCCGAGGUUUUGAGUUGUUUGAUUGAAAAUGGAGCCGAUGUUAAUCUAAGCACAGAUAGCAACCGCACCCCUCUCAUGACAGCUUGUGAGUAUGGUCAUGUAAAUACCGUGACCAUUCUCAUUGAACAUGGAGCUAAUGUGAAUCUUCAAGACAGGGAUGGACUAACAGCUGUUCACUAUGCUGUGCGUGGAUCUCAAGCAUGUGAGAUUUUGAGUUGUUUGAUGGAAAAUGGAGCUGAUGUUGAUGCAAAAACAUUUGAUGACUGCACUCCUCUGAUGAUAGCAGCUGAAAGGGGGGACACAAAAGUAGCCACCUUUCUCAUCGAACAUGGAGCUAAUGUAGAUCUUCCAGAUAAAAUAGGUGCUACAGCUCUUUGCUAUGCUCUCAAAUGUCCUGGUAACUUGUGUGAAGUAGGGAGUUGUUUGAUUGAAAAUGGAGCUGACAUCAAUGCAUGUAUAAAUUACAACUGCUGCACUCCUUUGAUGAUGGCAUGUGAAAAGACUGUGAAUGAUCAACUGAAUGCACUGACCUUUCUCAUUGAACAUGGAGCUAUAGUGAAUCUUCAAGACAUACAUGGAAGUACAGCUCUUCACUAUGUGGUACAAGAAAACUCAGGUUUCCAUGAACCAUAUGAAGUUUUAGAUUAUCUUAUUCAAAAUGGAGCUGAUAUUAAUGCACAAUCAAAUCACGGUCGUACACCUCUGAUGAGGGCAAUUGACUUGUCUGAAGAAGACACAGCAAGCUUUCUUAUUAAACAAGGUGCUAACUUGGAUCUUCAGGACAAAAAUGGUGACACAGCUUUUCAUUAUGCUAUGCGUAGUAAUUCUGUUGAGAUUACUGACAGUAUUUUGACUCUGGGAGCAUCCUGUAUGUGCAACAACCGGGGACUAACCCCUCUUCUUGUAGCCAGUAGUAUUGGAAAAAGUGAGGUGGUGGUGGAUUUCAUCAAGAGACCAGAGGUAACAAAAGAGCAAAGAAUUGAAGCCCUAGAGCUGUUAGGUGCAUCUGUUAUUACUAGUAGUAGUGACUUUCAGCUUGAGAUGGGAUUCAAGUACAUCAAACGUGGCAUGGAAGAGCGGUUUGCCAAUCCAUCUCAACCUUUGGUAAAACCAUCAAUGGAACCUGUGGAAGCUUAUCAGAAGAGAAAAGAGAGUCAAACACUAGAGGAACUUGCUCUGAUUGAGGAUGAUUUUGAUGCCCUAUUGAUGGAAAGUCUUAAUAUAAGAGAAAGAAUCCUUGGGAAGGAAAAUGCAGAACUGCUUUAUCAAAUUAGAGAUGUUGCCUCUUUUUACCUCAUGAACGAUGACCUGUCCACAUGUAUCAGAUUACGUAGACAUGCAAUAAAAAUAGCACAGAGCUCAAAUGUAUCAUCUGCAUGCGAUUUGUGUUUCAUAAGUGACAAUUUGUUCGAAAGGAAUCGUCAUCCACAACAAAAGGAAGUUAUUGAAUUACUUGAGCAAACAGUUCUUGAGUAUAAGAAACAAAACACUGGAAAGAUAAGAAGGAAUACUUAUGAUCUUGAGGAUCUGUUUCUCUGUUUAAAAAAUCUGAUCUCAAUAAUUUCCAUAAAUGGAUUUUGUGGGGAGAGCAACACAUCACAUGCAUCAAUUUUGCUGCGAGAACUUUGUAGACAAGAUCCUCGAGACAGAUUUGGAAAUACUUUCUUACAUUUUGUUGUUAGGCAUCACAUACAUGAUAAUUCAUUUCCAUUACUUGAUGUAUUAAAGCUUCUUUUGAAUGUAGGAUUUGACGUAAAUGCUGUCAAUGACAAAGGAGAUACACCACUUCACUUAGCCGUCACUUUAAAAGCCAAGCAGAACAAGUUUUGUCUUUUGACUGGUGUUAUGGAGACCAUGUUUAAUGGAGGUGCUCAUCAUGAUUUUGUCAACAGUGAUGGUAAAACACCCAUGGACAUGGCUAAAACUGAUGUAGCUCGCAUGAUUCUUUCUGAGAAAAGAAAACUGGAGUUAAAGUGUAUCAGCGCCAGAGCUGUUAAAAAGUUUGGAAUUCCUUAUUUGGGGGUGGUACCCAAAACACUGGAGAAAUACAUUAGCAUGCAUUAAAGUGCAUAAUUUACGUUGAAAUAAUUUUUGAAAUUGACGUUGACAUGCUGUAAUGUGGGUAUUGAGAAUAAUUCAGCCAAGGUUCUUUAAAGAGGUCUGUUUGCAGAUAGAGAGAAGGGGCAUUGUAGGGAGGUAGCCACUAUGAGGGGUAGCCUAGGGAUGUAAUAUGACACCAUUCAGGAAAGCCGGGUAAAACAUUUUAAAUAUAUUGUUUUUUAAAAAAUACUUAUAAUAGCAUAUCAGUUUGAAAGAUUAUCAGAAUAUACCCAUAAAGUGGAAACUAAAAUAUUGCUCAGGACAAAAAUAUUAACAAAAGAAAGGGAAUAAUUUUUCAAGACUGCAAAAAAUUUCCUACUUUGUUUGCUUUCAGGGAAAUGGCAGUUGCAGAAGGGUUAUUUUAGUAGUUGGGAUGGAAUUUAGUGGUUUUUGCCAUCAUGGAGAAGUGACGAACAACCUUCUCCAGUUCCUUGGCACUUCGUUAAAUUGAGGUUCCACUGAGGCUUGAAAAAAGUAACCAACUGUAUCAAAAAGAGGC